Ilex paraguariensis (yerba mate) is the source of this 324-nucleotide messenger RNA. Lineage: Eukaryota; Viridiplantae; Streptophyta; Magnoliopsida; Aquifoliales; Aquifoliaceae. The record is from the annotation of a GenBank genome assembly.
AUGGUUACUAUUGCCACGCCAAGGAACCGACAAAGGCGAAAACGAGUGGAUAGUAUAGGCGAGACAUCUGGACAAGUUUUAUAUCUAGAACACGUUACACCAAGAGGACAAACCAUCAUUCCUAUGAUUUUUCGUGAGGUCCCACGAAUUGUAGAUUGGGGUGACAGCGAUGUGAAUAAACAGAUGAAUGAUAUCUUGAAGUUAGGAGGCUUUAACCUGGAGGAGAUGAAUGAUAUCUUGAAGUUAGGAGGCUUUCACCUGGAGGAGUUGAAUGUUUUUGUUGAGGAGGAGCUAAGUGAUGGUGCACUUGGUACCGCAUCCUAG